Linepithema humile (Argentine ant) is the source of this 3369-nucleotide messenger RNA. It is a transcript of the gene Vps26, whose product is annotated as vacuolar protein sorting 26. Lineage: Eukaryota; Metazoa; Arthropoda; Insecta; Hymenoptera; Formicidae. The record is from RefSeq and is a predicted model, not a curated record. Gene Ontology annotation, cellular component: endosome; retromer complex. Gene Ontology annotation, biological process: retrograde transport, endosome to Golgi; intracellular protein transport.
AAGAUGAGUAAGAACGCUCCGUGAUUAAUCACGCAUUUUAUCCGCAUCAAAGCAAAACGAGUGUAAAUUUUUCUCGGAAGAGCCGAUUCAAGUAACGAUGAUUGCCGGAACAUAUUAUUUACCAUGAGUUCGCGAUUAACAACGUUUCAUCCAUCAACGUGACGUAGAUUGAAGCCGACAAACACAUAUACGACAUGCAUGCAAAUAUGACGGUUACAAUUCAUUCAAAAGGAUCAAAACACGUGAGUGCUAUAAAGGAGCAGCCGUCGGUGGAUAACUGAGAGGAUGAGAAGGUCCAGGGGCACUAAUGGAACAACUUUAAGAUCAACGCCUUACAAAAUUACAACUCUACUGUUGCGCAUCAUAUGUCGAGUUUCUUCGGUUUUGGCCAAUCCGCCGAUAUAGAGAUUACGUUGGACGGCGCUGAAACGCGGAAGACCGCGGACAUCAAAUCCGAGGAUGGCAAGAAGGAACGACACUUGCUGUAUUACGACGGAGAAACCGUGUCCGGCAAGAUUAACAUCAGUUUAAGGAAAGCUGGUAAAUUAGAGCAUCAUGGUGUUAAGGUAGAAUUUAUUGGACAAAUUGAGCUAUAUUAUGACAGAGGUAAUCAUCAUGAGUUCACAAGCCUGGUGAAAGAAUUAGCAAGGCCGGGAGAGUUGACACAUAAUACAGUAUAUACAUUCGAGUUUCCAAAUGUGGAGAAACCGUUUGAGAGUUACACUGGUUCCAAUGUGCGACUAAGAUAUUUCUUAAAAGUGACAAUUGUAAGAAGACUUAGUGACAUUGUUAAAGAACUGGAAUUAGUUGUACACACUCUUAGUUCCUAUCCAGAUAUGAAUAAUCCCAUUAAAAUGGAAGUUGGAAUUGAAGACUGUUUGCAUAUCGAAUUUGAAUACAAUAAAAGCAAAUAUCAUUUGAAAGAUGUAAUUGUUGGAAAAAUAUACUUUCUUUUGGUUAGAAUAAAAAUAAAACACAUGGAGAUAGCAAUCAUCAAACGAGAAACUACUGGUUCUGGCCCUCAUACAUUCACCGAAAAUGAAACUAUAGCAAAGUAUGAAAUCAUGGAUGGUGCGCCUGUUCGAGGAGAGUCCAUUCCCAUAAGGGUAUUCUUAGCUGGAUACGAUCUGGCGCCUACAAUGCGCGAUAUUAAUAAGAAGUUUAGCGUUAGAUAUUAUUUGAAUUUAGUUCUCAUGGAUGAAGAAGAUCGACGAUACUUCAAACAACAAGAGAUAACAUUGUGGAGGAAAGGUGAGAAAAGCAGAAAAUCGCAAACGGCCUCGCCACACAUGCCAUCACAUUUAGUGUCGGCAGAAACAGGAUUCCCGCAAGGUGCUGCUCAGAAUGGCCCUCCAUCAGUGCCGCCCGGUUCGGGACAACUGCCAACAAGUAACAUCACGAAUGUAGAGGACACCCCAGCACCAAUCGAAGGCAUGACACGAGAGGAAGGAGACGGCGAAGGCGAGAAGGAAGCUGGUCCAGAAAGUGAUUGAGUCUCCGGAUGUAGUCCAGUUCUUGGUGUCAGUAAUGACCCAGAUUAGCUGAAAACGUCAAAUACAUCUGAGAUAAAUGCAAGAAUUAGUUUAAAAAAUAUCUCCUUUAUUGCAUUGGGAGAUUUGUUUUUAGUAAGAAAAAUAGCGGGAGAUGCAUAAAAGGCCUGCUAGCAAAGUUGUAAAUAUUUUGGAUACAUUAUAUAUAAUUGAGAGCGAAUGAUUUAUAACUAGCAGAUUAUCGAUCAAAAUUAUAAUAUUUCCGAGGAAUAGGUAAAAAAAAGGGAAGAUUUUGCCAUACGGAGAAAGAUUAUUUCGAGAUUAUUUAACGAGCCAUGUGUUGCAAAUGAGUAUAUAUAAUAUGAACAAACAGUAUAAAUAUUCCUGAAUGGACGGCUUACUAAUCAAAUAUUAACCGACGGUACAUUUUGCAAAACAUCUGGGUGUUACAGUGUUCUAAAUGUUUUAUACAGACAAUUGCCCACUGACCCGCCCACUGUAUAAUUCUGAAAAAUCCGAAUUCUCUCUUUUUAUGGCAGCGUCAUAUUAAUACGAAGAGAGUUUAUAAAUACAAAAGUGGAUAUAUACUCACAAAGGCUGCCCCAUAUUAAUCCGUUCACCUAGUCUGCGAGUACUAUAAACGAAGACACGAGAAAGCUACUUACGUAUAUGAGAUGCAUGUUUUUAAAAAUAAUUUAUAUAUAAACACAUGAGACACCUUAAGCGAGAAAGAUCGCACUUAUUUUUAGAGCGCGUUUGUACAAAAAAAAAAAAAGAAAGAUUCUUGCACGAUACAAGCCAUAGAUUUUCUUCAGCUUUGAGUUUAGCGCUGUGCAUAAGAAGAAUUUCAUAAGAUAGAUUUUUAUAUGCAAAAGCGUGCGUUUGCGUAAUAUCAAUCUUCCAGACACAUAUUAUAAUACCUGCUCAAGUCGAUAUGCCUUUCUGGACACGAGAGUGGACUAUGAUAGAUUAAAUAAUGGGGUAGCCGCCUCGUGUAUUUAUAAAUAUAUACAUACUGCAGUAUAUGUGUGUGCAUAUAUACAUAUACGACUUCGCAUUCUGGCAAAUGACUGAUUGGAUUAUACGGUGUGUUUGGUAAAUUGUGAUAUAUGUCAGGAGAAUAUUUCGUGAAAAAAAAAUAAAAAUUAUAGAAUAAAUUUUUUUACUACGGUUUUUAAACAAAUUUUGAAUAUAAAAGUAAUGUGCACUUAUCGUUUAACAUGAAUCGUUUUUUCUAAAAAAGUGACAAUUUAAAAUAUAUAUUUUAUUUUUUUCACGAGAAGUUUCCUCGCUGGCUGUAUCACGAUUCUCUUGACACACUGUAUAUUUGUGUAUAUGCACACACAGGUACUUACAUAUUGUAAUAUCACCAACAGCCGUAAGCAGACAUUUUCUUUCAUCACUACAGUAUUGUGAAAUACUACAGUGAUAAAAGCAUUCCUGCUGCUGCAAAAGGCAAACCUAUCGUUUUGUACUGUUCUAUAUUAUGGAGGUUUGACUGUAAAAAAAACCUUAUGAGAAGAAAUGCAUAAUAUUAGAUGAUAUAUAUACAUGUAACUUACGCGCUCAAAAAGUAAUGUUUUGUUUCGUGUAAGUUUAGACUUUUCAUAAUUCACACACGUUUGUUAUUUGUUGAUUAUAGAGGAUGAAAACGACAGAGAUAGGUAAAUAAAAGGGGGGGAAAAAAAAAGAGAAAUAUGUACAUGUAAGCAAAAGGAGGGAAAAUCUAUUUGUGAAUUAUUUGACAUGUCAAAUAUUGUAUAUAUAUACAGAUAUAUACAUAUUAUCAUGCGGUAUGCAACUAGUUGUAUAUUUUAAUGCUCAUAUGAAUAUAUAUUGUAUACAGCGCAUAUGUGCAUAUAUGUAUAUUGGAAAAUGA